GUUCAUCUGGAUGGACGCUCCCUCCCAACUCUGAGCCUUUUUGCCUCUCCUCCUCCCCCCUCUCUCUGUAUGUGUGUGUGCACUCCGCUGGUUAUAUAAGCCUUUAUCACAAGGGUGCAACUCUGGAGAGGUGUAUAAGUGACGAUCCUAGAAAGGGGUAGAGGAAACAGACGACUACACUUGCUUUCACUUGGCUGUCCUGCCUUCUCUGUAUGAGCUGUAAUCAUGGCGAGGAACCUGCUGAAGAAUCCCAGUGGGGAUGAACAGCUGGAAUUCUGGGAGCUGACGGAGAACGGCGGGAACCAGUGGACGGUGGAAGACAUGCCAGGAGACUGUGGCCACGACUUCUCUAGUGACGGAGUGAGCAAGUACUUUGCGACCUCAUUUGAGCUGUGUCUCAAGAGACAGGUGAUCGACUUGUUAGCAGAGGGUUACUCUUGCGAGCAGCUGGACGCUCAGCCUGCCAUCACAGUGGAAGACUGGUACUGUGGGAGGACAGACUGCGGCUGCACCUACCAAAUGACUGUGUGUCUGCUGGAUGAGAAUCAAGAGGUCAUGCAGGAGUUCAAACCUGAGCCGGUGAUUCUCGACCCAGACAAUGACGACUGCUCAUGGAGACAGGUACAGAUCGGCAAUACAUUUUCUGAGUAUGGCCCUGGACUGCGCUUCAUCUCCUUUGAACAUGGAGGACAAGACACCAAGUUCUGGAACGGCUGGUUCGGAGUGCGGGUCACUGGGAGCUCUGUUACUGUUGAUGUCUAAUGUGCAAGAAAAAGAAGAGAGGGAGGGAAAGGGAACUAAAGAGAAGAAAAUGCCAAAAGAUAAAGAGGGAAGGGAGGCGGGGGAUGUAUCAGGGCACAGGGUGAAGGGUUGCCUUAUGCACAUACUGUAGCUUUUACCUCUGCACAGUGGCUUCAGAGAUUAUUCAGACCCCUUCACUUUUUGCACAUUUUAUUGUUUUGUUAAUUUAAAAUUUUUUUUAAAUCAUUCAAUCAUAAAUGAAAUGAAAUAUUCACAGUCCUGCAAAUAAAAAUGUCUCAUUUGCAAAUAUAUUCAGUCCCUUUGCUGGGACACUAAAUACUGUGGUCAGGUGCAGCUUUAAUUAUCCUCGAGUUGUGUCCAGCCAUUGGACAGAGGAUAAACUGAAUUGACUGGAUAUAAAUUGGAAAUUGGAGCGCACACAAACAUAUGUUUAUAAGGUCCCACAAUUCACACUGCAUUUCAGAACAAAAACCGAGUCAAUUCCAGUGAACCCUCUGUUGACCUCCAAUAAACAUGUGGCAAAGGUUUGAGUGUUUUCAGGAGCACACUGUCCACAGAAAUUGUCAAAUAUGGGAGAAGCUGGUGGUAGUGUCGUGUUUUGGAGGAGGUUCUUAGCAGCAGGGACACAGAGACUGGUCAGAAUAGAGGGAAGUUCACCUUUCAGCACAACAGUGCAUGUUAACAAGACAACACAAGGGUUGUUCAGGACAAGUCUCAGAUGAGGCCCAGAUAAAGUCCAGACUCAAACCCCAUAGAACCAUUGUGGAAAAACUUGAAGACUAUUUAGCUCACACACCUCCCCUCCAAUCUGAUGGCGCCUCAAAGGAUCUCCCGGACAGAAUGGGAUGAACAGCCCUAAAUCCAUCUGUACAAAGCACUUCAACCAAAUUUGAAGUUGCAAUUGCUGCUGAACGAUCUUUGUUAAAACAUGUUUUCAUUAUAUCAUUGUGGAUCAUUGAGUGUAGAUUGAUGGGUAAACAUUAAUUUUAUUAGUUUAAAAGUGUGGGAAAGGCAUGAAAACUCUCUGAAUCCACCUUAUUUUGCUGCUCAUGCUGUGGAAACAUGCAGCUGCUAUGAAGACUGUAAUUACUAAUUUAUGAGUGUGAACCACCGCAAAACACUGUCAUGGCACAGCUUGGCUUUACAUCAUAGUCAUGAAUCCUGAUCUUUAAUUGAACUAUCUUUAAUUGAACUACUACCUCUGCAUGGUGACAUAUGCUGUGGCUAAACCACAUAACUUGUGUGGUGGCUUGACUGUUGUAAUCAGUCAAAUAUGAAUUAAAAUGAUGAAAUUA
Paralichthys olivaceus (Japanese flounder) is the source of this 2057-nucleotide messenger RNA. NCBI's taxonomy places the organism in Eukaryota, Metazoa, Chordata, Actinopteri, Pleuronectiformes, Paralichthyidae. The record is from RefSeq and is a predicted model, not a curated record.